Molecule: messenger RNA, 5486 nt
Organism: Schistocerca cancellata (South American locust)
Lineage: Eukaryota; Metazoa; Arthropoda; Insecta; Orthoptera; Acrididae
Product: zinc finger protein 492-like
Exons: 8
Coding region: 247-2412 (721 amino acids)
Biological process (GO): regulation of transcription by RNA polymerase II
Cellular component (GO): nucleus
Molecular function (GO): RNA polymerase II cis-regulatory region sequence-specific DNA binding; DNA-binding transcription activator activity, RNA polymerase II-specific
Source: RefSeq, a predicted model, not a curated record
GCUUUAGACGCCUGUUAUCUGGUUUCUUUCAGUGUGAGUGUGUAGGCAGGUGCAACGUCAUGGGAUAGCGGAAUUUUGUGUGUGACAUUCUCCAGGUAAAUUUUAAGCGUUUAUAAACUAUAAACAAGAGUAAGUGAAGAAAACUGUUUCGUAGAGAUUCCAAAAUGAUGAUGCUUACUAUAAACUGAAUACACAUCCGUGAAUGAAUACAGAUGAAGGAAGUUUCAAGACUGUAGAACUAAAGCAAUGGACCAGGAGCCAGCUAUGUGGAUAAAAAAAGAGGGAACGGCUGAAGUAAAAACAGAGUUAUACUUCAUGGCCCAAGUUUACCCAUUCAACAUGAAUAUAAAAGAAGAGUUGGAGGAGGGUGUGAAUAAAGAGUUUCUUGAAGACCCAUUGAAGGCUGACGGGCUUAGUGUUUGGGUAAAGCAAGACCCCGAACUGAAAAAGCAUGCUGAUGGAUCUGAGCAUAAUUCCAUUGAAGAUCCAUUGGGAAUAUUGUGGUCCACUGAUUUUAUCAAGGAGGAUCCUGAAUUAAAUUUGGAAAUGAGUGUAACUGAGAAUAUUGUGGAAACCUCAACAGGAUAUGCAUCUGAUAGUACAAGAUUGACUCAGUGUACUAGUGGGAGCUGUGGCAUACCAUGUGAAGAAAUUUGUCAGCAUAGAGUGGUCCAGGAUGAGUUGGUGAUAGACAUGAAGUCAACACAUGAGUUUGGUACCAAUACAGAAGAUAUGACUGUUGAUAAGAACUGCUCAGUUGCCACGCGAUAUAACUGUAGUACGAGGGAAAAGGAAUUACAUGUAUAUAGCUGUAAUUUCUGCCAACAGAGCUUUCCUUCAAAAUACAGAUUCAUAAAGCAUGUGUUUAUGCACAUUGAUGGCAUGCAACCACCUUCGUAUGUUUGUAAGUGGUGUGGUGAAGUAUUUCACGGUAAUGUUAGUUUGAAAAAACAUUUGAGAAUGAGUGAGAAUUAUGUCUUAACUGCUGGAAACCAUGAAAAAUAUGGCUAUAGUGGAGAGCAUCAAAGCAGUAUCUUUUCAGAUAGUGAGCCGGAAGUUUCUAUCGCAGAAUACGAGCUGAAUUCAUACAAGGAAACAUGGAAAGCUGCUAGUGACAUAGGUAACACACACAUGACAAAUGAUACAGGGGAAACAAAUCAUUAUGGAUCUUUAUCUACACCUGUUAAUGUCAGAUCCCAGGGUGAUGUACUUACUACAAACAGAAUCCACAAAUGUGAUAUUUGUGGCAAAUCUUUUGCUGUUGCAGGCAAUCUCAAGAAACAUGGAUUAAUUCACACUCGAAAAAAACCUCACAAAUGUAAGAUUUGUGGCAAAUCUUUUGCUUUCCCAAGCCAUCUCAAGCAACAUGUGUUUCUUCACACUGGAAAGAAACCUCAUAAAUGUGAGCUUUGUGGACAAUCUUUUGCCAGCAGAAGCAAUCUCAAUACACACACAUUAAUUCACACUGGAAGAAAAUCCCACAAAUGCGAGAUUUGUGGGAAAUCUUUAGCCAGCAGAAGAACUCUCAAUAGACACACUUUAAUUCACACUGGAAAUAAAUCCCACAAAUGCGAGAUUUGUGCGAAAUCUUUUGCCAGGAGAAGCACUCUCAAUAGACAUACAUUAAUUCACACUGGAAAAAAAUCCCACAAAUGCAAGAUUUGUGGGAAAUCUUUUGCUUUCCCAAGCCAUCUCAAGGAACAUGUGUUUCUUCACACUGGAAAGAAACCUCAUAAAUGUGAGCUUUGUGGACAAUCUUUUGCCAUCAGAAGCACUCUCAAUACACACACAUUAAUUCACACUGGAAGAAAAUCCCACAAAUGCGAGAUUUGUGGGAAAUCUUUUACCACGACAAGCAAUCUCAAGGCACAUAAAUUAAUUCACACUGGAAAGAAACGUCAGAAAUGUGAGAUUUGUGGGAAAUCUUUUGCCAGCAGAAGCACUCUCAAUAGACAUACAUUAAUUCACACUGGAAAAAAAUCCUACAAAUGCGAGAUUUGUGGGAAAUCUUUUGCUUUCCCAAGCCAUCUCAAGGAACAUGUGUUUCUUCACAAUGGAAAGAAACCUCAUAAAUGUGAGAUUUGUGGGAAAUCUUUUGCUUUCUCAUAUGAUCUCAAGAGACAAGUGUUUCUACACACUGGAAAGAAACCUCAUAAAUGUGAGAUUUGUGGGAAAUCUUUUGCUUUCUCAAACGGUCUCAAGAAACAUGUAUUACUUCACACUGGAAAGAAACCUCAUAAAUGUGAGAUUUGUGACAAAUCGUUUGCCCUCUCACGUUAUCUCAAGAAACAUGUAUUCGGUCACACUGAAAAGAAACCACACAAAUGUGAGAUUCGUGGGAAAUCUUUUGCUAGGGCAGGCAAUCUCAAGACACACGUUCAUUCACACCAGGAAGAGACCUCACAAAAGUGAUGUGUGUGGCAAAUCAUUCUUAGAUCAGCUGAUCUCAAGAUACACACAUUAGGACACAUUGGAAGGGGACCUCACAAAUGUGAUACCUGUGACAAAAGUUUCACUCAGUUGGGCACUCUCAAGAUGCAUCAGAAAGAAACUACUAGUAAGUGUUAGUUUUUUGUAGAUAGGUUUUCCUGGUUGAUGCCCUCAAGACAUGUAAAAUAGUGGAUGAAGCAAGGGGAGAAUAAAUUGUAAUGCCCAUGAAAUAACAUACAAAGGUGGUAUAAUUGUGAAACGAUGUGUACUAUAGAGUGGUAACAGAUAAUGUGACAAUAUAAAAAUCCAUAUCUGCUGCUUGAGAUGUCAAGAAAUUGUAUUACUAAAUACUCGAGAAACAUGACUCAAAUGUGUUUUUGUCAAUAACACUGCUGUUUUUUUUUCCUAUAGCUCUUGAGACAAGAAAAUUGUGUAUUGUGAUGAAUCCCUAUGUUUGUCAGUAAUCAUAAGUACCAUGCAAUAUUCAGUAUAAGGCCAAGGAUAUGUGAUGACUUGCUGCUAAUUAUUCCAAACAUAGGCAUCAUGUAGUACUUGUAACUGUGAAUUUUACAAACAAUGACAUCAAAAAUAUAUUCAUGGCACUUCCUUCACAAAGGAUAGUAAACUCAACACUGGAGAAACAUGGGUAUGGGAAUGAUUUUAGUCAGGUAUGUUUUCUCAAGAGAUCUGCUGUAUGUGAAAUGAAUAGUGUACAUUUAUGUUCUGUUAGUACUAAUCCUGUAUUAGUAAGAGUAACAACAAAUAUAGCAGCCUGCUUAAUAGCCUGUUUGUUCACCUUUGGAACACAAUACUUUGACAGUUCUACACAGUAUGGACUUGGCAUGUCAUUUAUGUGUUUCUGCAUGUAUGUUGCUCCAGUUGCAUUCCACACGUUCAGAUCAGCUACAUGGUGUAGUCAAGAUGUUAGGUACCAUACUACUAAGGCAACUGUAGAGUCGUUCUGCAUAUGUGACAUGGGCAGUUAUACUGCUGGAAGAUGCCUUCACCAUGGGAGAGCAUAUCAGGCAUGAAGGAAUCUAUGCAGUAGCAAUAACUCACAUAGUCGGCAACGGUCAUGAUGCCUUCAAUUACUACCAGAUGUCCCAAAGGAGCCCGAGUGACUGUCCACAUAGCAUAAUGGGCCCUCCACCUGGUGCCAUUUGCCUAGAUGAUAGCAUAUCUGGAUGUGGCAACUUACCUGGUGUAACAGGAAAUGUCACACGUCCUGACAGUUGGCAGUUGACAUUAGCAUUGACCUUCAUUCCAGCAUCAACGAUCCCUUGCCCACUGCAGUUGCAAUUGAACAUUUUUGUGGAGCCCCAUGUUCAACAAUAUACAUUGAUUUGUGGGUUCAAAAACGUCUAUGGCUGCUCAAGCAUUGUUUUCCGUAAUUAGAUAUGACACAUAUUGCCAAAUGUCAAGCUUCACAGAGCAGGCAAGCCUCUGACCUGCAUGAUUUGUAAUGCAUAGGUGUAUUACAUGUUUUCAUAAGGUUAUCGAUUUAUCACCUAUUAGUCACUUUCCACAGAUGUUCACAAAAGUAGCAUAGAUUCAGCCUACCAGCUUCAUCACUUUUGAGAUGCUUGUUCCCAACUACAAUGCCACUGUAACCUUCCCUUUGCUAAAGUCACUUAUGUCAUUGGAUUUACAUGUCUUUGACCCAUCUAAUUGGUAGAACAAUUCCUUGUUAAUUUCUGGUCUGCUUAUAUAAUUGUAAUCUGCUUAUUGUAUCAUGUACGUACAACAUGUGGCAUUCAUACUCCUUGCAGGCAGUAUUCAUCACAUUUUUGCUCACCAGUGCAUCUCUACAUAAAUGGGUCAGAUGCUAAAAUGUGUAAUCUAAUAAAUUCAUUGUUCUUGGUUGCCAUUUACACCAGUGCACAAUAGCUAUAUUUUCUUGCGAUUUUUUUGUUUUACAAAGCUCUGUAUGUGAUUGAGAGAUAACGUAGAUAGGUGUUAUGCACCAAAGCUCUUAAUUAUUUUUUCAGCGUUCAAUACCAUGUAAGUUACACACAAAAUGAAAUAGGUAAACAAACAUUAGAGCUUACAAUUUGAUUCCAGUUAUUCAUAUACACAAGAACAACAUUCGGGAGAGCUCAGAACAUGAGUACUAAAUAUUUCUUGCGUUUUAUUCGAAGAUGUUUCCAAUGUGGAUAGUUUCCUUAAUUUGUGUAAAUAAACAUGACGUUUUUGGAAGUCUGUAUUCAUGCUUUAAUUUCAGAACGAUUGUUUUUAUUUUUGAUUUCCGACCUGUUUGUUAUUGGUGAAAGUCGUUUAGUAUGUCAACCACACGUGUAACAACUGGAGACAGUUAUAAUUAAGUGAUUGGCACUGUUCUGUUUUGCUACACUUCAGCUGUGACAAUUUGUAGUGAUGUGAUUACAUUUUAUUCCAUCUUUCUCAUGAUAACACAUCCACAACUGCUGUAUGGAUUAUUCAUAAUAGGCAACAUCCACAUACCAUUGUAUUAAAUAUUAUUUUCCAAUGAAAGGAAGGAAAAGCCAUGUUUCUGGACAAUAGGCUUAUAUUCUGAUGAAUCUGAAAAUACACUACUAAGUGUGGUGAGUAUACAUAUUAUGAAUGUCUAAGAAAAACAGUAAAAUUUGUACUAAGAAAAACAGUAAAAUUUGUAGUAACAUGUUUAAAAAGGUACACAAUAUGGACUGAAUAUCUAUUUGUAUGAGCUAAAGAUGGUUCAUGUAGCAUUUGUCUGGUACACGAGACGUAAGCAGAAAAUGAACAUAUUCAGUGGUUGUGUGGAAAACUAGGCUAAGAACUGAGUCUACGUAAACACAAUAGAUACCCAUAAAUUAAAAGAGUGUAAUAGCACCUAAUAAAAUCAUAAGCUAAGCUUAUAACAACAGAAUAAACUAUUGUACAAGAAUGGUCAAGGAUAAGUCAAUUUUAGGAUGUGGAUUCAAUACAAAAGGAGGUUUAGCUCAAUAAUGUUUAUAAGAUUCAUUAUUUUUCCUAUAAUCUCUGCAGUUUGUACUACAAAAGUUAAAAUUGCAAAUUUAUUGAAGGAUACAUUAAAACUGAUAAUAUACCCAUAAUAA